AUGCCCAACUUCAAAAAUAGGAAGAUCGAGCAGAUCAAAUGCGCGGAAGGAAUAGAUGCUUACGCGGCUAUCAAGCGUGACCAUGGCGAGGACUCAGAAAAGAUGAGGAAAUAUUUUGAAGCAUUGGCCCUUAUUUCCAGGGACCAUGGGAGAACGCCCUUCCCAUGGAACGGUGAUGAACCAUAUGCAGGUUUUACGAAGGACACAAAACCUUGUAUCGAUAUGAAUGAUUCAUCUAGAGACGGAAUCAAUGCAGAAGCUGAAUUAAAAGAUAAAGACUCUGUUUUCUUCUCUUGGAAAAAGUCCUUACAGUUUAGAAGAGAAUACAAAGGUAUUCUUGUGUAUGGACAAUGA
Messenger RNA from Saccharomyces kudriavzevii IFO 1802, 354 nucleotides. RefSeq lists its product as uncharacterized. Bases 1 to 354 code for a protein of 117 amino acids. The record is from RefSeq and is a predicted model, not a curated record. The transcript has a single exon. Lineage: Eukaryota; Fungi; Ascomycota; Saccharomycetes; Saccharomycetales; Saccharomycetaceae.